GUUGUUUUUUCGGUCGGAAGGAUGGCGGAAGUUUUGAGUGUAUUCAGAAGUCCGUCCAAUAGUCGCGGCCAGGAUGGAGACCGUGAAUGCAGGAUACACGAUGAGUUUCGCUGCGCUACAGCGACAAGACCCAUAUAUAAACAAACUGCUGGAUGUUACCAGCCAGGUUGCGCUGUACAACUUCAACUCCAAAGUUAACGAAUGGGUAGGUUUGUCAAAACGCCUACGGACGUUGAGGGGUAGCUGUCAGUUUAAUACCAAAUACUAACCUAGCAUGCUAAUGCUAAUGUUUGCUACUCGGAUUAAAUGUACUAAAAUUCAGAUAAAUAAAUAUAUGGUAAUGGAACUGCCAAUAAACCAGAUAGUUCAUAAGUAGCACUGUUGUGAUAACACUGUCAUUGUUAUACUGUUUCAAGUUCUAAUAUUAUUACGAGGUAAGCGGUCCUGCCUAAGAUAAUGUCAACACUGAGCGUCGUUUUUAGUCAGUAUAUUUUGGGUUAGAGGUUAUUUUCAGCAUUUGUUAUCAUUUCAGGAGAAGACCGAAAUCGAGGGCACCCUGUUUGUUUAUGCAAGGUAAGCAUUUGAAGAGCUUCAAGACACUACUUUCGUGAUUGUUGUGUGAGUUAUGUUCGCUUGUGACAUGGUUUAUGAAUAUAACUCAACUUCCAAAAUAGAGUGGCGCUGUAUUAAUACAUAAAUACGUAUGUGUGGUUUAACCACUGCAUUAAAUGGAAAGAGUGCAAAGACCCAAUACCAAAUGUUUUCUGAAAAAUAUUAACUCAUUUAAGUUUGGUGCCAAGCUUCAUGUUUCUCUAAAUGUUUGGACAGGAACAACAUUUGAUUUAAAAAACUGCGUAUGACUAAAAUAUUCACCUGGUGCUGCAUCUCCUAACUUAUUUCUACAGCUCGUACUGUGGUUAAGGUGUGAUGAUAAAUAAUUGUGGGUUUUGAAACUGUGACCUCCUUACAUAACAUCAUCACUUAGAAGCCUAAGCUUACCCUUGUUAAAUCUUUUGAAAUGACUCCAUGGGCUAAAACCACCUCCAAAAAGCAUUGUCCUGUAGUGUACAUGGCUGCAUCGUAAUUUACAAACACACACACACACACACACACACACACACACACACACACACACACACACAUAUAUAUAUAUAUAUAUAUAUGUACACACUACAGGCCAAAAGUAGAAGAAAUUUUGACUAUAAUUAUGAAGUAUUUGAGUUAUUGUUGCUUAGACUUUGCUUUCUUUAAAGUAACCUCCUCUGGCUUUAACAACAGUUUGGCAUGUACGAGGCAUUCGUUCCACAAGUUUUUUUAAGGUAUGUUCCAGGGAUUGCAUUCCAAGCUUUCAUUAAAAAGAGACUGCUGAUUCGUGGGAUGCGUUUUUCUGACCGAUCAAUCCAAUUCAAUUCGCUCUUCUUUUUUGUCUCGGUAACCCUGACAGAGCUUGGCAGAUAGCUUAGGGUCAUUGUCUUGCUGCAAAACAAACUUAUGAGCCACAAGUCUGAGUCUGGAUGGAACAGCAUGGUGCUGGAGGAUGGAGUGGUACUGUUCCUUCUUCAAACAAAUCUCCUACUCCAUCACCUGCAAAACAUCCCCAUACAAUGUAACUACCACCUCCAUGCUAAAUUGUGGGUGUAACACAUGGUGCUUUCAGACGUUCACCAGUUUGUCUGCGGACAUAGACUCUGCAUUUUGAACCAAACAGUGCAAACUUGUUUCUAGUCAUCAUAAGUCCAAUUUUUGUGAACCUUUGCCCACUCAUAUCUCUUUUUCUUGUUCAGUGGAUGAAGUAGUGUUUUCUUUUUGCAGAUACACAACCCUUCAGACCAGCCUUUCUCAAAUGUCAUUUCACGGUUGUCAGAGAUAUUGGUUUCGACCUUGUCAUGUUGAUUUCCUCCCUUAUUUGUGGUGCCAUCUUUCGACGAUCUCUCUUACUGGUGACAAUGCUAUGUUUAUCCUCUGCUUUUGUUGUAACUCUCAUUCGUUCAGGUCUUUUUCUAUCAUCAUAACUUCCAGGUUCCUCUAGUCUCUUCAGAGUGUAGUGGACUCCUUUGUUAAACACCUCUAGGCGUUUUGCAAUUUCUCUUUCUGUGUAUCCUUCUUUCCUCAAUGUACAAAUCUGUACUUUUGUUUCUUUACUCAGUUGCUUCUUUCUAGCCAUUUUUGCGGUAGUUUGAACGCAUUUGAGAUUUAUUAGGAUUUUUGUAUGCAGACUCUCAAAAGCCUAAAGUUGAAGUGAGUAAUCCAACUGUGCUUUGUUUUUUGCUUUUGCACUGAAGUUGUGACUCUUGCAAAUGUUUUAGCAAUGGUCUGUCAACAUCAAUGUAUAUCUAAAGGUAAAUGGAGUAAAAUGGUGCAUUUUCAUGAAAGCAACAUCUGAUCAUGGAGUAAAUACAUCCCGAAAUACAUAAAACUCAUGCUGGAUUUUAAAAAAAGCAUUGUGAACAAAGACUUGAAGUUACUCCCAACGGUUCGGCCUGUAAUGGCCUUGCUUCCAAACUUUUGGCCUGUAGUAUACACACACACAUGCAGCCAUAUUUACAGUUGAGGCCAAAAUUAUUAGCCCCCCUAUGAAAUUUUAACUUGUUUUCCAAAAUUUCCUAAGUGCUGUUCAACAGAUUGAUAUUUUUACACAGCUUUUCCAAACAUCCUAGUUUUAUUUUGGAUCCUUAAAUUAUUUUAGUUUACACACAGAAACAAAAUUAUUUCACAAAAAAUCGAAAACUACCAGGGUCAAAAAUAUUAGCCCCCCUCAGGCUAAUAGUCAACAGUGUGUCCUUUUUGCUGGAUAACAGCAUGCAGUCGUUUGCUAUAGUUUGUUACAAGGCUCUGGCACAUCUUCUGAGGAAUCCCAGCCUAUUCCUCUUUGGCAAAUCUUUCAAGCUCCUCCAGAUCUGAUGGUCUUCUAGCAUGGACCCUGGUCUUCAGUGCAGCCCACAGAUAUUCAAUAGGAUUUAGGUCAAGGCUUUGCGCAGGCUAGUCAAUAAAGUUCACUUUGGUUUCCUAGAGGCAGCUCCUCACCAGGAGUGCUGUAUGUUUUGGGUUGUUGGCAUGUUGGAAGACAAAGCGACGACCCAGACCCAGUUUUGCUGCUGACUGCUUGAGGUUUUCUUUCAAAAUCUUCACGUAUCCUUCUUUUUUCAUUAUUCCUUCAACCUUGACAAGAUUCCCAGUUCCAGGUACACUGAAACAUCCCCACAGCAUGAUUCUCCCACCACCGUGUUUAACUGUUGGGACAGUGUUGUUGGGGUUAUACGCCUCUUCCUUCUUUUUACAAACAUAAGCAAUGUCUCUGUGACCAAAGAGCUCUAGUUUGGUCUCAUCUGACCAAAGAACACGUCUCCAGUAUGCACAAUCUUUCUCCAGAUCGUCCUUAGCAUACCUCAGUCUGACUUGAAGAUGUCUCUUUUGUAGAAAAAUCAUUAAUCUGUUGAACAGCAUUUAAAGAAAUUUUGGAAAAAAAUUAAAAACUUCAUAGGGGGGCUAAUAAUUUUGGCCUAAACAUAUACAUAUAUAAUCUACAAACACUGGGGGAGUUUUCUUGCCCCAAACCUAUUUGAGAUGGACUGAGGUUAAGUGAAAAUCUGUCCUAAGGUCUUCAAAUUCAAAAUUUAACACAUCUUUUUGAACUUUAUGGAUGCUGCUUUUUGUGCUAAAGAGGAGCAUAAAGGAUGCAUAAAAGUUCUUGUCAUCAUUAGCUUCAAUAUCUGGGAAGGCACCAUCAGUGCUGAAAAAAGUUCAGUUUAAUUCUCUGAAUUACAAUGAUUCAAUUGCUGUUUCAAUUGAAAACAACACGUAGUUAAAAUAGAUUGCUGGCACCAUCAAGGGGUCUGCUUCAGAAUUUUUUUGCACCAAACAGUUAUUUCAUUUCAUGCAUUCUAAUCAUUUCAGGCACUUUUUUUCUCCUUUUUCGACACUAUUUAAUCUACAAUCCAGUCUUCUGUCUUCCUUUACCUUAGUAGUAGAUGCAUUAAUUUGUAUACAUUUACAAACAAAUAUAUGGUUCAUAUUUCUGUACUCUCUUAGCCCUGCAUACUUUUUAAAGCUUUGGCUAAAUACAAGCAGGGUACAUGUGCAGCUCGAAUGUACUCUUAGAUAUACAACUAGGUUUAAUUUAUGAACACACUUCUCAUAAUGAUAAAAAAUGACACUUUGACCAUAACCAGCAAAAUGCAGAAAGUGGUAAUAUAGUGAAGAAGUGGCUUUAUUAAUGGAGGAGUCAAGGUGAAAUUUAUAAGGCAAGCAUGUGUAUGGAACCUUGCUUGCCCCUGCCUGUGUGUACACUUAACAAGAGGUGAGAGAGACAGAGCUGCUUACUGAGAUUAUUUUAAGUAAAGUAACACAUUUUUUCACAAUAACAACCAAGGUCCACACGCCACUGACAUAAUCUCUCUCUCUUUCUCUGUUGUCUAAAGUGCAUCCGGAAAGUAUUCAUACCACUUUUUCCAAAUUUUGUAAUGUUACAGCCUUAUUCCAAAAUGGAUUAAAUUCCUUUUUUCCCUCAAAAAUUCUACACAAAAUACCCCAUAAUGACAAAGCGAAAAACUUUUUUUAGAACAUUUUGAAAAUUUAUUAAAAAUAGGACACUCAAAUGUUGCAUAUACAUAAGUAUUCACACCCUUUGCUAUAAAACUCAAAAAUGAGCUCAGGUCCAUCCUGUUUCCACUGAUCAGCCUUGAAAUGUUCCUCCAACUUGAUUGCAGUCCACCUGUGGCAAAUUCAGCUGAUUGGACAUGAUUUGGAAAGCCACACCUGUCUAUAUAAGAUCCCACUGCUGACAGAGCACGUCAGAGCACAAACCAAGCCAUGAAGUCAAAAGAAUUGUCUGUAGACCUCCGAAACAGGGUUGUAUCGGCGCACAGAUCUGGGGAGGGUUACAGAAAAAUAUCUGCUGCAUUGAAGAUCCUAAAAAGCACAGUGGUCUCCAUCAUUAAGAAAUGGAAGACGUUUGGAACCACUAGGACUCUUGCCAGAGCUGGCCGCCCAGCCAAAAUGAGCAAGCGGGGGAGAAGGGCCUUGGUCAGGGAGGUGACCAAGAACCUGAUGGUCACUCUGACAGAGCUCCAGCGUUCCUCUGAGGAGUUGGGAGAACCCUACAGAAGGACCACCAUCUCUGCAGCACUCCACCAGUCAGGCAUUUAUGGUAGAGUGGCCAGACAGAAGCCACUCCUCAGUAAAAUGCACAUGACAGCCCGCUUGGACUUUGCUAGAAGGCACCUGAAGGACUCACAGACCAGGAGAAACAAAAUUCUCUGGUCUGAUGAAACGAAGAUUGAACUCUUUGGCCUGAAUGCCAAGCGUCAUGUCUGGAAGAAACCAGGCACCGCUCACCACCUCGCCAAUACCAUCCCUACAGUGAAGCAUGGUGGUGACCGCAUCAUGCUGUGGGGAUGUUUUUCAGCGGCAGGAACUGGGAGACUUGUCAGGAUCGAGGAAAAAAUGAAUGCAGCUAAGUACAUUGAAAUCCUUGAUGAAAACCUGCUCCAGAGCGCUCGAGACCUUCGACUGGGGCGACGCUUCAUCUUCCAGCAUGACAAUGACCCAAAGCACACGGCCAAGAAGACAAAGGAGUGGCUUCAGGACAAGUCUCUGAAUGUCCUUGAGUGGCCCAGCCAGAGCCCAGACUUGAACCCGAUUGAACAUCUUUGGAAAGACCUGAAAGUAGCUGUGCACCUACGCUGCCCAUCCAACCUCACUGAGCUUGAGAGGAUGUGCAAGGAAGAAUGGGAAAAACUCCCCAAAUCCAGGUGUGCCAAGCUUGUUGCAUCAUACACAAGAAGACUGGAGGCUGUAAUCGCUGCCAAAGGUACUUCGACCACGUAUUGAGAAAAGGGUGUGAAUACUUAUGUAUUUGAGUGUUCUUUUUUUAAUAAAUUUGCAAAAUGUUCUACAAAAAGUUUUUCGCAUUGUCAUUAUGGGGUAUUUUGUGUAGAAUUUUUUGGGGAAAAAGGGAAAUUAAUCCAUUUGGGAAUAAGGCUCAAACAUAACAAAAUGUGGAAAAAGUGGUAUGAAUACUUUCCGAAUGCGCUGUAUGUGUCUGCUCCUCUCACUGUCUCCAUCAGCUACACCUUUAAUUGAGUCACACAACACAAUUCCCAUUUAGAAAGUUUUACCUACAACUCUAUUACAACUACAAGUGAGCCUUGUUUGGGGGAUGUGAAAAACUGGAGCCAUUUUCAGACGUGCACUCCGGGAAAUCUCUAAAAAAUUUCAGGGGCUCUGGCCCACAAAUGAAUCUGAAUGUACUGUACAUAUAUCAUGGCUAUGCUGCAGUCAACAUAGUGUUAUGUUGUACAGUCUGAUCAAAGAUUAAAACCAAUGAUCCUUUCAUUUAGUUCUUCCCUAAGUUUUCAUUUUCUUUUUAUUCUCUUUACCUUUCUCUUUAAACCCUGGAAUAUAUGCCUAUUUGUCAACCUAUCACAGUGAAUGUCAAUGAUUGCAAUAAAGUUUAUCUUUAAAACAGUGAGCGCACAGAGACAGAUACACUUUAUGAUCAGGACAUUUCAAAGACAAAUUCAGAACUUCUGAAACCUUUCUCAUUGAUCCCCAAACAAAAGAAAGUUGAAAAAAAAGAGUAACAACACAGUAGAAGAUAUGCCUAUGUCCCAACUUUUUUGAAACAUGAUGCUGGCAUCAAGUUUGAAAAUUGGCAUUUUGUUUUUUAUAAAUAAGUAAAAAUGUUGAGUUUCAAUGUUUGCUCUGUUGCCAAUGCACUAUUUAAAUCAAAUGUAAGGCUUCAAUAAUUUGCAAAAAAGUUAAUUCUAUUUUUUUAUUCACAUUUUACUCAGGAUCUCAACUGUUUUCGAAUCAAAAUGUAAACACAGAAUUUUAGUGUCUAAUUUUUUGUUCAUCUAAGGUCAACCUCACCUCAUCAUGGCUUCACUAUCAUGAACCGCCUGAACAAGGAGGACCUGGUGGAGCCAAUCAACAAAGACUUGGAGUUUCAGCUGCAGGACCCUUUCUUGCUCUAUAGGAAUGGCAACUGUAAGUGUUAUGAUAUAAUACAAGUUCUAAAACUGUAGAUACCAGACAUGGACUAGACAUAUAAAUGUUUUUCAUAUAAUUUGAGAUUACCAGUGUGUGAUCUGAUAUUUCAGUUAUGAGGAGUAAAGGACAGCAUCAAUGAAAGGUAAAAAAGUACAUAUAUCAGGAGAGCUGACAUGCAUAAAUGGACAUGAGGAAAUUUUUACUGAGCAAAGGCUUUUUAACAUCACUUGUCGUGGGAAGUAGGGCUGUACAAAAUGUGGGGAAAAAAAUCAACAGAAAACUCUUAUGGUGGCUAUAUCCAUAGUUGCUUUUAGUGUCUUUAAUGUUUUCACUGUAAAGCAAAGAGUGUAUCAAAAAUACAUCCAUCUUUGGUUCAUACAAUGCUUCGGUGUUUUGUAAUAAAUAACAAAGGUGUACAACAAUAAAGUAAAUAAAUAAAAAACAAUAGAUGGGAGAAAAAUAGAAAAAAAAUUAAAUUAAAAAAAUAAAUCCCUCCCUGUUCCACCCACCCAGUGCCACUCAUGUUAUCCUAUAUUCUGUUUCAAGAAAGACACUUGGUUUUCACAGCCUUUUGAAGUUUUUCAAUCAGUCACUAAAAGAAUAAUGAUUCUUCCCAAGAUGCAAUUUUUCUGUCAGUGUGGCUAACCAUGCUUUAAAACUUGUUGGCUCUGUCUUUUUUACAUUGGAGGAGAACAAGUUUUUUCUCACAGAGGAAACAGUGGGUUUAGAAAGCAUAUUCUGCAGGUUCCUGGUGCUCCUUGAUGUCCCUAGUAUAUAUUUUAGUCUUACAGUUUGGGACUCAGGGCUCUAUUUUGGUGCCUCACCGGAGACGUGCCGCAAGCGCAGCGUCAGUCAGAUCCGCCGUGCUGACAAGGCGUUCCCAAGCACAUUUUGGUAUUUUGGUGAGCCGCGCAGCCCGGCGUAAGUAUCCCCCCUCCCUAACUCAGCUCCUCCCAGCACCAUAAGUCGUGAAAGGGCGUGUAGUUGGUUUAACACAGCCGAGACCUGUUUUCACCAAUCACAUAGGCUCCUCUCCUUGCCCUUAAAUCCGCCACAGGCGAGGCGUAUUACUAUUUUCAUGGAGUAGUCAAAGAGAUCAAGAGAUGUCUUAAGACAGUAAUGCCACAAGAUGGCGACAGAGGGCAGCUCCUCAACAAGUGUCCUCCACACUCUCUCAUAUGAGCACAGAUGGAUUUAGUGUGCGUAAUGUUGGACCCACUGGUAAGACAAACACCCGUUUCCACAAAUAAAGAAACUCACAUAAAGUUGCUCAUAUUCAAACCUCACGUGACAAAGGUGGGUUGAGCGCACAGAUCACAACAUAAACUCCAAAAAUGGCAUUAAAAUCAGAACCAUCUGUGCGUAAAUGACGCAUCGCGCUCCGUGGCCUGGCUCUUUCUUUCAUAGAUGUUGGCAUAUAAAAUAAAUUUGGCUCACAAAACUGAAUAUUAUAAUAUCCGUAUGUCGGCUUAAAGUAGAUAACGCAUCUGAGCACUGAAACAAAUCAUCUGUUCAGCUGCAGCAGCAGCAAGACGGACAGAGGACACGGAGACGUGUCCAGGUCGAGCUGUGCGAGAAAUAAGAGAAAGAAAGAAAAGGAGGAAGACGAAUUACGUAUCUUGUUAACUUCAUCAUGUGUGUUUAUUUACUAGAUAUUUAAUUUAAUUUGAUGCGGUUUCAGCUGUGUUGAUUCGGUGAGGUUGUGUGUCCAAACGCGUGCCAAACGCGCUCAUCAGAUCAGAUAUAGAUCAGAAUAUAUCUAUAUAGAUCCAAAUGUAUGUGCUGACUCAGAUUAAUAGUUGUUGAUGAUUAUUUAUUGCACUGAAAUCUGCCUGACACUGUGGAAACCUGCCGGUGAGGCAUCAGUGACGUAUGUCGAUACGCCGCCGGUCUACCAAAAUACUACAAGACCAGCUGCGUUCCGCCUUGCGCUGAAAGCUGACCAGGUUUGAAUCGGCGAGCUUUCAGCGCACUUUACAUGCCGUUGGCGAGCACGAAAAUGUCACUGCGCCAGCUGAUUCUGUCGACACCUCCCCCUGCCACGCCACCACGCCCAGCUUGGCGGAUCUCGGCUCGCCUCCGUGCGGCUCAUGCCACGAAAAUACCAAACUGGCCUUACGCCGGGCUCGCCGCCCUCCGCCGCCUCACCGGCGCGAACGAAAAUAGAGCCCAUAGUGUGUAACUCUGAAGUAGGUUUGCCUCCGCUUGAUUACAUUUUUCACAAAUGGUUGAUAUUUCUGGGGAGAUACAAUGUAAUAUGACUCUUGAGUAAUGCAGCCUACAUGCAAAAUUUUAAACUGGAUCAAGCAGUGCCUAGCAUUCAGGGAGCAAAUGUUGGUAUAUCAUAGGCUUUCCUUCCAUAUAUCCUCCACUAUUCCCAUAUACAGUUCUGCUUCCCAGCCUUCCUUUAUGCUGCCCAUGUUCAUCUGGUCUAGCUCCUGAAUAAAUUGUAUAUAACGGAAAUUGUAUUCCUCUUCAUUGUGCAAUCUUUGAGACACUUGUCUAGCUUUUCAGGGGUGGCGUCAUAAUUGUUUUUUGGAUACACAAGUGGUUGCUGCUAUGAACUUUCUGCUGGAUAAAAUGAAAAAGCUGUAUCAAAGACAAGUCUGCUAAAUAACUUUACAUUUUGCAAAUGUUUCAAGCAGACCGCUGUUCAUGCUUUACUAAAAUUCACCAUCACACAAACACACAAAACCAGAACAUAAAAGUACCUUUGAAUAUGCUGAACAAACAUCUCUCCAAGGCUUUCCGGAACAUGUCUUCUCCCCUUUGCUUGAAGUCUUUCCAGCAUCUUGGAGUUGUAUUAAACAGGAAAACUUCUUCUGAGUUUUCAUGAAGUCUAUUCAUGACCUCAAGGGAUAACCAGACAGCAACAGUUUAAACUAAAUACAGAUAUCAUUCUUCCUUGCGACAAAAAUUUAAGUGUCUUGUUUUAGGCAUAAAUCAGACUACUUAUUGAGUGGUACAAAAGCUUUGAUAUUUGAGGAUGGCUUUCCUCAGGGGAGAGUAAAGUGAGUUAAGCAGAAGCUGUAUUGUUAUCUGUCAGAUCUUCAGAAAGUGGCUGACAGCACUUCCACUGUGGUAGUCUAUCACAAGUCUGAGACAGAGCUUCACCAAGGCAGUGAACAAGGAAUUUGAAUGUUUCCCCAUUUGUUUGCUUAUAAGAAAAAACAGCAUGGCAAUGGUCAGGGUCACAGGAGACUGUUCCCCUUUAGGAUUAGGUUUGCCCAUUAGUCUGGCUGGUAUGGAAGACAUGAUAUUGUCUUUGGUCAGCAGUUUGUUUAGAGUAGCUUCUCCUGUAGCAUUACUUGAGUCCAAGUGCUGUUGUUAGCAUUUUAUAUCCUCAAAGUUGGCUGAGUUGCAGACUGGUACCGGGUUUUUAUUCAUUUGUUGGGGUCUUCUGAAAUGAGACAGCUCACAGUCAGAUCUGGAAAAUAGGACUGAGUGUUUUUUUUGUCUCUUUCAUUGUACAUUUGUGCUCCUCAGUGAUGAGUAUCCUUACAAUCCAGAUAAAGUCAGGCUCACCAUACCUUUUAGUUUUUUUGGGCUCCAAUUAAGUUGUUGUUGUGAUAUUGGUUCCAGUUUUGUGAUCCUGUAGAGAAAAAGAAAUUAAUCCUCAGUGAUUUUAAGCCUCCUUCCCUUUCUGUUAAUCAGGGGAAAAAAAACAGGAGUCCAACACAGAGACGAUGCAUUCUUCAGGAAGAUGAUGAUGAUUUAUGGUCACUCUUGUCCAUCUCCAGGUCUUUCUAAAAUAAUUUUAAACUCACUGAGAGACUGAGACUUAUCAUUGAAGUUAAACUGGCAGUCUUGAGCUCUAAGACCAAUGUACUUAUACAGUUACUCCUGUUUACACCUCUCUGUAUUCCCUCUGGUAGUAGUGGAUGCUGCAGGGAGAUGCAGAGUUGCCAGGUUAUCUAAGCCUCCCAAUGGUACACUAGUAUGCCAUUGUGCCAUCACACAGGCAGACACAUGCACACACACACACACGCACACACACACACGCAGACACAAAGACUUAUAUUGUAUAAAUCAUGUUGUUUUCCUAUGGGUGAUGAACUGCCCCCUCCCAACCACUGCAUCAGCACCUGGCAGCAGCAACACCUCAGUAGCUUGUUUUCGAGCUUUUCACAACCUUCCUAUUUGAUUUUCAAAAAAUACAUUUAAAUCAUUUAAUUCUUGUCUUGUUUCAAUUAUUAUGUUAAGCACCCAAGCCAGCUGUAACAUAAUAAUGUGGGCUAAUCCGGGAUCAGUCAGAUCUAGGUGAGCUUUUGUGUUUUCAGUGCUAGUUUGUGUAGAUUACACUUUUUGUGCUUUUUUGGAAUGUUUUUGGACACUGUGUUUGUGAACAACUGUGAUUGUCUCUGAUAAUGAGCACAUGAUGAGUAGAGAGUCUGAGUGCAGUGAAACUGUGAUCCAGGUGGUUUCUCCUUGGUGAAUCAAGGAGUUGAGCUCAAUCAAUGACUGCGCUAUGACAGGAUGCCUUAAUCUCACCACUACCACGUCCACAUGUUUCACUCCUAGGAUUUUUAUCUGGAAGCAGCUUAUUUCAAAAUAUAUAGUUACAUUUUUUUUACUUUGGGUUUGUGUGGUUAAUUGGCGCUCAUCUCAGCUCACAAUGUGCUCUUUUCUUCUCAGACAGGACAUGACCCCUGACCAUGUAAAGGAAGAAAACUAGUAUUCCACUUUUUAGUUGCACCCCUGGGUGAAGAAGAUAAUUGCAUUGUGACAACUUACCCAUGUGACAACAAGCCCCGGCCUCCCCUACUUUUCACUGACUUUAGAGAUGAGCACUAAUAAUAACUUGUUAGGUAGCCAUCUUCUGUGCCUGAGCUUGUGCCUGGGGUUUAUAGAUAGUGUUUUCACAGCUACUUAAAAGGUAAAAGGAAACCUUUCUGGAGCCCUGAUGUGCAAGCUAGAUAAGUGUCUUUACAACAAUACGUGUUAAUACACUAACGCUUUUAUCCAUAGUUGCUGCCAAAAUUAACAGAAGAUGAACUUCUGUCCAGCUGCUUUAAGUGAGCAGAGGACAAGAACUGUGGGGGUUGCUGCCAUCUUGGCCGAUGAGUAUGUUUUGGCCCACAAGUUUUAUUGAAUGACAAGUUUCAUCUUGAACCUUAGAUGCAUAUUGUAUAUAUAUAUAUAUAUAUAUAUAUAUAUAUAUAUAUAUAUAUAUAUAUAUAUAUAUAUAUAUAUAUAUACACUCACCGGCCACUUUAUUAGGUACACCAUGCUAGUAACGGGUUGGACCCCCUUUUGCCUUCAGAACUGCCUCAAUUCUUCGUGGCAUAGAUUCAACAAGGUGCUGGAAGCAUUCCUCAGAGAGCUUGGUCCAUAUUGACAUGAUGGCAUCACACAGUUGCCGCAGAUUUGUCGGCUUUACAUCCAUGAUGCGAAUCUCCCGUUCCACCACAUCCCAAAGAUGCUCUAUUGGAUUGAGAUCUGGUGACUGUGGAGGCCAUUUGAGUACAGUGAACUCAUGACACUGUGUUCAUAAUAGACUUGCUAAGAUGUCUGUAAGGCCUUUUCUGUUUGCCAUGUUGAAAGGUUGUUGUAUUCAGACUGAAGCAGAAGCUUUUCUUUAUAUAAUUCAGCUGUAGGUGAGACAGCAUGUCUUUGUUCACUCAUAAAUGUUUUAAAUUGGCUACAUGAGAGCCAAUGGGGAUCCAAGCGACAAAUACGCUGGGGUGCUAUAUUGUCUGAGAACGGUAUAUCAAUUUGAACAGGACAAUGAUCAAACAGAACUAUACUAUGGUACUGGCAGCUGGUAAUCAAAGGCAGUAAUCUGUUAUCUACAAUAAAAUAAUCAAUCCUUGAGUAACUGUGAUGAACAGGAGAGAAAAAAGAAAAUUGUUCAGUAGUGGGAUUAAUUUUCCUCUAUGGAUCACACAGGCCAUAGGAAUACAGAAAAGCGUUCACAACAGUUGCUGCAGUUGACAGGGAGAUAUUUGGAUUGGGAUUUGAUCUAUCUAUCUAGAUGUGUAUGAAGGACACAGUUAAAAUCCCCUCCCCAAAUUAGCUGAUGGUAGUUCAAGUCCGGUAAAUGCAACAUGGCAUUUAUUUUCUUGUGUAGUUCAUCUGAUAAUAUGGCAAUGGACGUACCAAUCUUGGCUACCACACUUUGUUCUGUGUUUUUCAGCACCAUCAUUAUCGUGUUCAUGUCGAUAGCCUCUCUGGGGAUUCCGGAGAUUCAGAGUCGAGGGGAGUCCAGGGCUUUUGAGCCUGCUUUAGCCCUCAGAUGUUUGGGCAUUUUAAGGCGUUUUAGCUCAUCGGGCGGAUAUGGAGGUGUAUAUUUUUUAGAUAGUAGAGUUACCAACACGUUGUAGAAUUACCUUUUUUGUCUUUUAGGUUGAGUGAAAGAGAAAGAUGGUGUUUUAAAGUUCAAUCCAUGCAGAGCUCACAAACCUGCGUCUUUACAUGCCGCUGCUCGCAAACGCCCUCGCUGCAUUUCUGAGUAUUUCUUCAUUUAAAUCACCGUGAAUCUCUGGCAGACCCAAACGACAGGUUCAGAAACUGUGAGAUUUCUUACUGUAAGUACAAAUGUACUGUAUAUUGAAUGGAGAUUCAAACUGUGUUUUUUCACAUGUAUUUUCCUUCAUCAUACAACCCCACCAUGCAUUUAAAAAUAACUGUAUAAAGUUAUAAAGUUCUUCUUUACUCAUGUGAUCCAUUUGUUUUUCAGCAGAGUGGGUCAAUAAAUGCAGCGGACAGUGAGGCAGUUGAGGUGCUGCCGCAGCAGGCAGAGCCAGCUGAUGACCCUGUACCCCACCAACAAAAACAAGGGACUUGUGUUCUGGCUGAUCUCCUGGGAAACACAUAUACAACAUCAGUAGCAGUAUCCAGAACCACACAUGACAAGGCAUUAGAUGAGGUGUUGAGGUACAAAGAGGUAAAACCACUGUCAUGCUCCACCAAUCCACUCAGCUGGUGGAGGGGGGGCAUGAGGGAGAAUACCCCCUGUUGCCAUGCCAAAAUGGUACCGCUGUAUCCCGGGAACAAGUGUACCUGCUGAGAGGAUCCUCUCAACAGCUGUUGACAUUGUCACAGCCCAGAGAAGUGCUUUGAAGCCUGAACUUGUAGACCAGCCACUUUUCCUAAACAGAAAUCUACAUGUGCAAACAUAGUAUGCAGCCAGAAAUGAAGGGAUGCAGUCCAAAUGUGAUAGUGUUCAAAAAAUGUUUUAUCACAAUUUCCAAGAUGAGAGAAAUAUUCGGUUUACGUGCACUUAACUUCUUCAGUGUUAAUACAGAAUUGUCCUGUUUUGUACUUUUGUUCUCUGUGUGCACAUGCUAAUUUUUAAUUUAUCACAAUUUCCAAGAAAAGGAAAUAUUGUUCGUUUUUUUGUUCAUUUAGGUGCACUUUACUUUUUCAGUGUUUAUACAGAACUGUCAUGCUGACAGGCAGAGCUCUGGCAGACCCAAAGCCACAACAGCAUCAGAAGACAAGUUUCUGAGAGUCAACAGCUUGCGUGAUAGGCGGCUCACAGGACAACAGCUUCAAGCACAGCUUAAUAGAGGUUGCAGUUUCAACUGUGAAGAGAGGACUUUGAGUUGCAGGUUUGAUGGGUCAAGUUGCAGCAAGAAAGCCAUUGUUGAGACUUCAGAAUAAGAAAGAGGCUUGCCUGGGCCAUGAAACAUCGCCAAUGGACUACUGAAAACUUGAAGAUGGUGUUAUGAACUGAUGAAUCAAACUUUAAAAUCUUCGGUUCAUCACACAGGAUUUUUGUACACCGUUGAGUAGGCGAAAGGAUGGUUCCUCAGUGUGUGACGUCAACUGUCAAACAUGGAAGAGGAAGUGUGAUGGUCUGGGGUUGUUUGGCUGGAUCCAGAGUAAGCUUGAAAACAUGGAGUGGCCAGCACAGUCUUCAGAAUUAAACCCCAUGGAGCUGGUUUGGGAUGAACUGCACAGAAGACUGAAAGGAAAGCAACCUACAAGUACUACACAUUUAUGGAAACUUCUGCAACAGAGUUCGGAAGAACGUUCUAAAGAAUAUUUGAUUACCAUUGUAGAAAGAAUGCCAAGAGUGUGUUCAGCUGUUUUAUCUGCCAAAGGCGGAUACUUUGAUGAGUCCAAAAUUUAGAAUACAUUUUUGUUUCUAAAUUGAUUCUGUGAUUUCUUUUUUAACUUCAAUUAUUUAUGUUUUAUGCAUUAAUUUCAGAGUACAAUGAGAUAUUAAACUGUAUCAUUUUCAAUAAAAUUCUGUAAAAGUUGGGGUGUUCUAAAGCUUUUGACCAGUUGUCCAUGUUUACAUGGGCAUGAAAAUAAAUGCUUCAAAAUUGUCAACAGGUACUCUAAUUAUUUGUGUAUUUCUACUCCUUACUGAGUCGACAUAGAAGCAUUUGAAACGAUAUUGAGUCGAAAUACAACAGACAGAAUCAAAAUUAAGUCCAUUCCUAAGGUUCUUAACAGUGCCUUGCUCUAGUACAGUGUGAUGACAUUAAGCAUGUGUAACUCCCCUGCCACAUUUCAGAGACUCAUGUAGUCAGUGGUGUCUAUCCAACCUUGGCAAGUGCGAGUUAGACUGUCCAUCAACAGGGCUCAAAAAACACAAUUUUGUCAAUUGGCAGCACCAGUGUCAGAAAUGUAAUAUACACACUGAAAUUUCUUCUUUUGAAAACAACACUGUUAAUAAAUUAACAAAGCGCUUGGGAAACAUGUUUCAUUUAAAUGAUUAAUGUUUAAUACUUCCUGAACAAAUGCCAACCUUAGGUCUAAAAGAUUCAAGGCCCUAUUAGACAAUCUGAAAAGCCAGCCUUAAGCCCAUGGUGCAAAGUCACUUAGGACAUGACAUAGGACAAACAACAUUUUUGGUUGUGUCAUGACUGCAGAACUGAAAUGUACACCCAGAAGCAGUGUUGAACUUUACAUCAGUGGUAAAGAAGGUGAAAUGAAGCAGCUUAUUUAAAAAAAAACACUUGCCAGUGAUCUCUUGCUUUUGUUACAAUGUGGAGAAGCAGAUGGUGGAAUAUGUCAGGUUCAGACAAUUUCAUGCAACUUCUCUCACCCUGAUGUCACCCACUUUGGCAUGAAGAUUCCAGCAAUACACACCCAUCAUAAUCUUAACAUUUCUUCAAAAACGAUUAUGGUGAUUGAACAGUGAGUAUUCAGAAAUUACGGUACCUAUUGAAACCAAUAGACAAGACCUGCGUCCACAUUUUAAAGUUUAAAUGGGGUCUCUUUGUGAAAGCAUCCCCAAGUAGUAGACUCCAAUAACUGCUUUUUUUUUUUUGCUUCUCUCAUUGACUUCUAUGCAAAUUUUCAAAAAUUCAUAUAUAACAGAGAAAAGUAAUAGCACACCUUUCCUAAUGAAACUACAAAUUUUGAUAUAUAAUUUGUUCUACAACUCUUCAAGCUGUAAGACUAGCAGUGAAUUAAAAUUUGCCCACAAGAGGGAUAAGUAAAAUCCACAGUAAAACUCGGUGUGUUUGCCCUGUGGCCCUAAAAAACUGAAAAACUAAUAAUUGUGCAGUAAUAACCAUAAUAAGUUGUAAUUUUAAAACAGUGGAGGAUGUAAUUCAUUUGUUUGUUUCUUUUUUUUCUAGUGGGUAUCUAUAGUAUUUGGUUCUUUGACAAGAGGGACUGUCAACGCAUUGCUCAGCUGAUGGUCAAGUAAGCGCCUGCCAUUAGCAUACUUUACCUAUGUUCAGAUGGGAUAGGACAUUUCUUCACUGUUUUCCAUGGAGACUAGUCUUACGUUUUGAAGGAAGUGUUCUUUGGCCACAGUUCACAUUUGAUUUCACAUUUCUUCAUUUUGCAUGUUUUCCCUCCCCACAGGAUAGUAAAACAAGAAGCAGACUGUGCCAGGAGAGAAUCACCUGAGGGUGUAAAUGGGGCUGCAGAACCAAGGUCAACUGACAUCUUGGAACUGCUGAGCAAAGCCAAGGAAGAAUACCAGAGAGUAAGGAGACAAAUGCACACUGUCAAAUGGAAGAUUGACAAACACAAUAUUUUAGAUCAUCAGCAGUAUAAAGUAGUUUGUUUUAUUCUCUUUUCUUAUUAUGCUUUUUUUCUCUAUCUACUCCCCAAAUUUUUAGUUUUUAUCAAAUCCAAAUAUCACCUAUCAUAACACCAAGCAUAUAUUUAUUGAUUGAAAGUAGUGAGCUGAAAAAUACAUAAUAAAAAUCGACUAAGUACUCCAGUAAGAACUGACCAAAAAGCUCUACCUCAAAAGUGGAACCCUGCUGUCAAAUAAAUGUUUUCAGUUCUUGAAAUGAUAGAAUACCGUAUGUUAGUUUCACAGUCAGUGGCUGCAUUUUCAGAUAUCAUAUUACUUUUGAGUGUUCUAUUCUUGAAAUAUUACACAAGACCUUCGAAAAAACUGCUUCUCUUUUAGAUCUACAUUGACGGCCUGUAUACAUCUUGUAACUGACAGUGUAAGGGCAUGGUUCCUAAGGCAGCAACAAAAGAAGGGGAGGACACAAAUGGCAAUGUUUAAGCCCUUUCUUAGGGGUGUUUAUUUGUUGAAACAAUUAUAAUUACCAUAUUUCUGUUGUCAGUCUUUAUGAUUUCUAUGCUGUCGGUGCGUGCAUGUGAAUGAAAAUCAGUAUGAAAACAUUUGUAGUAAAAUGUCUAAUUGUUGAGGUGUGUGUGAAGUGCACAAAAGGAAAAAGCGGUGGCUGCAAUGUGGCAGUCUUGAGGAUGGAGUGUGAGUGAGAGCAAGGCUGCGGUGUAAGUCAGCCUUUUCUAGUCCCAGGAAACACACUGGGCCCAGGUGGUCGCUAGAGCUCCCAGCCACUUUACCUAAAAAAAAACACAAUACACACAUUAAGGGACUGUGACAACCAGUAAGCACAACUCUGUCCUUUUUUUAAAUUACGAAAACUGUAUUUACAUUUAAAUACUCUCAUUUGUGAUUCAAAAAAAUAUUGCUAUUGUAUUAAACUUGAAAAGUUUGAUAUCCCCUGUUCCUAGGGCCACAGCAUAAGGUGUUACGCCUACUCACAAAAUAUUAGAAAACAAAAAAUGUGAAUUGUCAAAUGCACAGUAGUAAUGACGCUCAAUCUUAAAAAAUAGUGAUUCAGCGGCAUCCAUUGCUGUGUUGGUAGGUAAUCAAAACAGUCGGUGCCUUCUCAGUCCUCCCAAAAUUAAAGGAGUGCUCUUGACCACUGCCAGAUACAUGAACAUCUAAAAUUACAGUGAUUCUGAUCAAAUGUACAUUGCAGGCAUAAGAGCAUUUGUUGGAGUGUAUCUUAUUGCUUUUUUACACCUCUGUCUGUCUUCUUGUAUUUGUGUGAUUCAGGCUCAAGGGGGUAAAAGAGAUACAUCUGCAGAACUGAAUGUGACAGCAGCUAGCAGUACAGCUGAACAUGUUCACUGCUCAUCACAACAAGAAAAGGUAUUUACAUUGUAAAAAUAUGGGUUUUGGAAUUUUUGGAAGUCUCAAUUUUUUUUUCAUUUGUAUGUUUCGAAAUUCAAAUUUAAAAGUUGUCUUUAUGACCUCUAACUGUAACAGUAACUUUAACAUUAAUUAUAAUUAAAUUUGUAUAGCACUUAAAAAAACAGAGGUUUACAAAGUGCUUGACAAACAGUCGGGAACAUACACACAACAAAGCGCAAGUGCUUCAGCACAAGGAAAUAAAAACAAAAAGCUCAGAAGGUCCUUUUCAAGAUAAAAUAAAAUAUUCCUUUAUGAGUCCCACAGGAGGAAAUUAAAAAUUACAGUAACAUAUUAAAUGAUGAAGAAACAUAGAGUUAAAAAAGAUAUAUACAUGAGUGUCAUUUACAGAAUAAGCAUAUGUGUGCACAGAAUAUACAUGUGUACAGCAUAGACAUAUAAAUAUGAUUUAUUGCACACUGAGGUUUCUGUUGUAGAGUCCGACGGUUGCAGGAAUGACCUGCGAUACCUCUCCAUCACACACUCUAUGGGUGGCGCAUCCUGUCCCUUAAGGAGCUCCUCAUUGAGUGUUUGUUGGAGGGGAUGAGAGUCUCUGUCCAGCAUGGAGGACAGCUUGGCUGUGAUCCUCCUUUCCCCAACCUCCUCCACAAAUGUCAUAAGAACCCAGACAAUACAAGAGCCAUGCAACACUAAAUGAGACCACGAGGACCAAACUAAGAGCUAAACACAUAAAUUCUGUAGGAAAAAGAAAAUGCAAUCCAAAGGAGUUGAAAGCAAAAAAAACCAGAACAUCAACUAUAAAAAGACAAUGUUAAUACUGAUAAUAAAAUAAUAACAGCAAUGAUUAAGUAGAAUAACAGACAUAAGCAAGAGAUAACAAUGAAAAGGUCUAGAAGGUUAUCAAAGAAAAGAAGUGUAACAAAAGCAAAAGACAGAAAUCCAAGCCAAAAUUAGAUUAGAUUAGAAAAAAGAUAAAAGACAGCAUCACAUAAAAGCAAGUCUGUAAGAGUGAGUUUUAAAAACUGUCUUAAAAGAAGUGACUGACUCUGCUCACCUUAUCCCCUCUGGCAGGUUGUUCCAAAGUCGCAGAGCUCUGAUGGAGAAAGCUCUAUCACCUCUAGUUUUGAGCCUUGAUUUUGGAACAACCAGAAGGCCUUCGCCAGAGGAUCUAAGGCCGUGAGCUGGCUCAUAAGGUAUCAGUAGCUCUGAAAUAUAGCUUGGAGCAUGUCCCAUGAUUGUUCUCAAAGUAAUCAAUGAAAUCUUAAAAUCAAUUCUAAAACCAACAGGAAGCCAGUGAAAGAAGGCUAAAAUUGGAGUGACAGGAGUGUAGCAACUUGCUGUGGGAGUGAGAUAGUAGCAAAUCAGGCCUAACAAAAGGAAAGUAGCAAGGAAGUGGUCCAUUUUUGCUGUAGGAUUACAAUUUGACAUGAUAUCAAGGACUUGGCUCAAAAUUUGAUGCUAAAGACACUGGCACUCUAGCUUGAUGCUUUGUGGAGCCUCUGCUGCUAAUUAUAUUGGUUUGCAAAUACACACCUCUUAAACACUUUCAUGUACAGAUCCAACCCACAUUGCAUUUGUGAGUGGCCUAAAGUUACUUUGUAUUCAAUGUUUAUUUAAGUUUGGUGUUAAAUCUUUUUUUUUAAAUUAGUUAUGGGAACAAAAAAAGAUCGGACGGCAUUGAUUAAGUGCUCAGAAUUUCCCUCUUGGUUAUCAUUUAUUUCUGGUCUUACCGAUAGGAGAGGCCUAAUCAUUUGUGCAUAUGUAUGUGCACAUGUCUAUCUAUCUGUCUUGUAGUUGUGGUCCUGCUUUUAAUUUGUUUCCAUCAGUCUCACAGUUUUCCUUUCUUUGUCUUUAACCUUCUAGAGCUCUCCUUCAAAGGUGAAGCAGAUCACAGUUGAAGAACUCUUUGACUCAUCACUGCCAAAGGAUGCGACUUCAGUCAUCUUUCCUGUCCAACACACCACGACUGCAUGUAGUGGCCUCUCCAUCUCUUACCACCAGAAUCAGUCUUGUUCGGCUCCAGCCCAUCUAAACCAACUCCCUCCUUCCAAUCUUCCGAGCCCAGAUAGCAGGUCAAAUCAACAGUCCCAAGCACCCAUCCUACCCCAAGCUCCAUAUGUUCUACACCCCAGCCCUAUUUUCAAGUCAAUGGUCCCCAAAUCAGAGCACCAACCACUUUGCUCAGUCUUUCCUCUGAUGAUGCCCCCUGCUGGCUCAGAGCCUCAUGCUGCUCCCCCUGGCUGUGCAGCAUCACCAUGUACAACAUACAUGAGAAAGGAAGUCCUCAGCACGCUCAAACCAGCAGUCUCAUCUGUACAUAUGAAUAUUCACAAACCAGUCCUUGCACCAAACUUUCUGCCAAGUGCACUGCUCCCUCCCCACAGCUUCCAAGAGCCCACAGUAAUACCUCCUCCCCAGCACAUGAAGGAAGUGGACAGUCUUUCUCAGCCUUCAAAUCUGAUCAAACCACUUUCUGUAAGUUCACCAGCUCAAUUAGACACAGUUUGGUUGGUUUGUAGCUAGUCUUGCCUCUUUUUAAGAUUUUUGAAUCACAGUAGUUAACAUUAUAAAAUAACAUAAUUCAUCAUUAUCUUUUUUAUCCUAGUCUCUCUGCCAUCUUUUCUGAUUUUUUUUUAGACUGUUGCCAUGAGACUAGGACUUGCUGGCCCAGCUGCAGAGAUUUCAGUGCUACUCUCCCCUAGUGCCUUCCAGCAGUCCAUGAAUAAGACACCAGCCGCAAUGUCAGGGUUUCCCCCUGCACCCUCUGAGCUCUCCUCCUCUGAUGUAGGAGUUGUAGAUCCUCCAGAAGCCCCCUGCAGAAAAGCACAACUACAGGAGACUCUUAUUUACCUAAUUAAGGUACAGUAAGGUUGUGUAAUACAUGCUGUUUGCAUAGUGGCAUGGAAAAUGUUACUUCACAAAGACAGCUUAGAAAAAAUUGUAUAAAAGAAUCCUAUGGCCAAUCUCAAAAAACUAAGUUAAGUGUAAUUAAAUCUAUUAUGAGAGCAACAUCAAAUAGAAAUUCCAGGUUUUGACCAUGGUCCAUUCCAUGUUCCCGACCUCCCCUUGCAUGCUUCAAGUGGAGGCGGAAGUUGAAGCCUUGCACACAGAGGCAUCCACCAGACGUUCCCAGUUCCCCCACACUACACAUUUGGGUUUGCCAGGUCUGCGGGGUAGCCUUCCCGCCACCUGAUCCAACUCGCUAUCAGGAGGUGAUUAGUUGACAGCUCAGCUUCUCUCUUCACUCGAGUGUUCUUGGCUGCAGAGCAGAUGACAUGACCACAAAGUCUAUCAUCGAUCUUUGGCCUAUGAUGGCCUGGGACAAGGUCCACAUACACUACAGGCCAAAAGUUUGGAAGCAAAUUCAGAUUUGUACAAAAAAAAGACCAUAGUUUCAUAUAUAUAAUUUGCAACACAGUAAACAUGACUAUUGUGUAAAGAGUAACUUAUCAGAAGACAUUUUGACUAUAAUUAUGAGGUAUCUGAGUUACUGUUGCUUAGACUUUGCUUUCUUUAAAGUAACCUCCUCUGGCUUUAACAACAGCUUGGCAUAUACCAGGCAUUCAUUCCACAAGUUUUUUAAGGUAUGUUCCAGGGAUUGCAUUCCAAGCUUUCUUAAGUUCAUUAUAAAGAUACUGCUGAUUCGUGGGACGCGUUUUUCUGACCGAUUGAUCCAAUUCAUCCCGCACAAGCUCAAUUGGAGAAGGGUCUGGAGACUGAGGGGGCCAAACCAUCUUUAGAAGAACACCUUCCUCUUCUUUUUUGUCUAGGUAACCCUGACAGAGCUUGGCAGAGUGCUUAGGGUCAUUAUCUUGCUGAAAAACAAACUUAUGAGCCACAAGUCUGAGUCCAGAUGGAACAGCAUGGUGCUGGAGGAUGGAGUGGUACUGUUCCUUCUUCACUCUAUCCUUUAUGUCAAACAAAUCUCCUACUCCAUCACCUGCAAAACAUCCCCAUACCAUGGAACUACCACCUCCAUGCUGAAUUGUGGGUGUAACACAUGGUGCUUUCAGACGUUCACCAGUUUGUCUGUGGACAUAGACUCUGCGUUUUGAACCAAACAGUGCAAACUUGUUUCCAGUCAUCAUAAGUCCAAUUUUUGUGAGCUUUUGCCCACUCAUAUCUCUUUUUCUUGUUCUGUGGACAAAGUAGUGUUUUUUUGCAGAUACAUAACCUUUCAGACUAACCUGUCUCAAAUGUCAUUUCACGGUUGUAAGAGAUAUUGUUUUCGACCUUGUCAUGUUGAUUUCCUCCCUUAUUUGUAGUGCUGUCUUUCGCCGAUCUCUCUUAUUGGUGACAAUGCUAUGUUUAUCCUUUGCUUUUGUAGUAACACUCUUUCGUCCAGGUCUUUUUCAAUCAUCAUAACUUCCAGGUUCCUCUAGUCUCUUCAGAGUGUAGUGGACUCCUUUGUUAAACACCUUUAGGCGUUUUGCAAUUUCUCUUUCUGUGUAUCCUUCUUUCCUCAAUGUACAAAUCUGUACUUUUGUUUCUUUACUCAGUUGCUUCUUGCUAGCCAUUUUUACGGUAGUUUGAACGCAGUUGAGAUUUAUUAGGAUUUUUGUAUGCAGACUCUCAAAAGCCAAAAGUUGAAGUGAAUAAUCCAACUGUGAUUUUUUUUUUGCUUUUGCACUGAAGUUGUGACUCUUGCAAAUGUUUUCAACCCUAAAACUAAGCCCUUAUUAUCUUUUGCUGAAAUAUAUUUAGCAAUGGUCUGUUAACAUCAAUGUAUAUCUAAAGGUAAAUGGAGUGAAACGAUGCAUUUCCAUGAAAGCAACAUCUGAUCAUGGAGUAAAUACAUCCCAAAAUACAUAAAACUCAUGCUGGAUUUUAAAAAAAGCAUUGUGAACAAAAACUUGAAGUUACUCCCAACUGUUCGGCCUGUAACGACCUUGCUUCCAAACUUUUGGCCUAUAGUGUAUGUACCACCCUAUGAACAUGGUGCUUGUUAUAGCCAGUCCAUGACUAGCCUAAUAACAAGGCACCACUUGAGUUAAGACCAGACAGGCUGGUCCUCCCUAUCAGCCCUCUCCAGUUGUUUCUAUCAUCGCCUAAAUCAGUUUUGAAGUCCCCCAGGAGAGCUAUGGAGUCCCAAACUGGGAUCCUUUCCGGGACCCUUCCCUAAGACUCUAAGAAGGCAGUGUACUCUGAACUGCUGUUUGGUGCAUAUGCGCCAGAAAUAACAAUCAGGGCCCCCUCCUCAGGACCUAAAGUCACAAGGAAGGGGCCUCCUGCUCCCCAGAGAAAAUUCUGGCACUGAGGUGCUCAGCCAUGGGCUUGUGAGUAGCAGAGAUUUUAGCCCCUCUCCAGGAGUUUGGUUCCACGGUCAUAGAGAAAUGUGCUUUGUGUCAGACAGUGCCUGAAGUGACUAAAAACAAAAUUAAUUGAAAAUAGACUUUGUUCCACCAUAUUUCCCACUAAGUAGACAAUACCUUCAGACAUACUUCAAGGAAAAAGCAGACGAUCUGCAUGAUUAUUGGUGAAUUUACAUUCCAAAAGUCUAUAGUUUCACUGUGCUGAAUAGUUAUAGGCUUGAGUAAAAUGCUUAUGGGUUACCUUUAAUACUUGUGUAUGUUCAAGCAUGUGUAGAUUUUUAUGCAUUGUUGUGGGCUGUGCACAGAAAAACAAGACAGAUGUCACCACUCGUAGAAUGAAAACAGCCAGAUCUGUGUUACAUUUGCACAUCACCUCUGUGAAAAUGUUUUGUUAGUGUGCAGCAUUAUUACAAACUGAUUGAAUCCUAGCAAAUCUUAGCUUUUUCUUGUGCCCAUCACCCUCUUUCCUCAUUUGUAUCAAGUAAUCCCAUAUUAAACAAAAGCAAUCUCCCUUAGUAGAUCAAUUCAAGGCAUGAUUUGUACUAUAUUAAAUGCACUUCCAGCUUUACUGCAUCAAUAACACUUGUACAUCUUUGGUGUGACAUAAGGGCUGAAAAAGUAAAGAACCCAAGUUUAUUUUCUCUGGUUUUUUACUCUCUCCCUGUCCAGAAUGAUGCAGCCUUCUUCCGUGCCAUUCAUGAACACCUCCAGACCGUGACAAAUGACUUCAGCAACAUGAAAGUAUAGUCAUCUUUGAGCACCAUAUUAAUGUUCCUUUGUCUGGAAGCCCCUUUUAUGAACUGUCUCCAUAUUUCUGGAACUGUUUGGGUCCUGAAAACCAUCAAAGCAUGCAAUGGCAACAUUCAACCCUUAGCCCUUGGCAUAGAGCUUGUUCAUACUCUUAUCCUGGCUACCCAAAUCUUGGACUGAACAUGUUGAAGAAGGACUGAGCAGACUAGAUCAGCUGUUGAUGGUUUACUUGAGAACAGGACCACAGUUGAACUUUUUUGACCUCAAAUGAUUUUAGUUUGUAUCUUGGGACAAAUGAUUUUGCAUUGAACAGUAUUUGAUUGCCAUCUUAGCUGUCUUACACAAUACUUGAUGUUUGAGAAGUGUGACAUUUCGGAACGGUAACAGUUGCAACUUUUUUUAAUUUUAAUUUUCUAAGUGUGUUUGGGACCUUUUGGGGGUCUUCAGAGUAAUUGUCCCACUGUCUGAGUAUAGAAAGACUUUUAUGUUUUUGUUUCUAUUAGUGCCAAGUAAGUGGGAUUUUGUGUAGAAUUUUUCACAUAUUUCAUUCAGGGGAAAGAAUUUCUGUUAUUGAUUUUAGAAACACUUGCUUCGUAGUGAUUUAACUCACAAUAUAGUAUCACUUUUCCUUUACCAACUGUCUUUUAUGAUGUUAGAGACUGUAACAUGUUAAUGGAAAAAAAAAUAUUAUACAAAUAAGCUCAUUUUUGAUUUUUUCCUAUUAAAAGUUUCUUCCUCCCGGA
Messenger RNA from Xyrichtys novacula (pearly razorfish), 25127 nucleotides. The record is from the annotation of a GenBank genome assembly. NCBI's taxonomy places the organism in Eukaryota, Metazoa, Chordata, Actinopteri, Labriformes, Labridae.